CUAUUCUCACUCCUACUGUCGGAUUUCUGUCGAAGAUGGCAGUCGUCCACAUAAACAGGCCGCGGAUCGACGUUAUUACGAAAUAAUUUCGGAAUGUUUAUCAUGGCACCGCGGUCGUGUUCGUCGUAGACAAGGAACAUCUCGAAACUAAUUCGUAUUCGUCGACACGAUGAUUUAACGAUCAUAUCUUUAUGGAUAAUCGUGAUCAAUUACGAUACAUCCUUGGCGCAACUUACUUGUUGCGACCGUGUUCUAAGUUGUAACCUUUCCACGUGCGCAUUUUAAUUGUAUUCUAUUCGCUGAUCCUGGACAAAACAAAUCAUUCAAGCGAUGGCAGACACGUUGCACAAAGAUGGGUACGAGAUAUCAAAUUUAGCAAUGCACAGUGGAGGUAGUACUAUAGGAGGAGACAGUGAUAUGAAGCUAGAACCAUCUAGUCCUACAGAGAAAUAUACAUUUUCUCGUUGCAGCAGUAACGGAUCAGUGAAUACACCAUCUUCGUCUGCUCAUAAUACUGAAGAUGAAGACAGCGACAAUAAGAACUCAACGAUAAGUUACAAAGAGCGUAGAAGGGAAGCUCAUACUCAAGCAGAACAGAAGAGAAGAGAUGCCAUCAAAAAAGGAUAUGAUUCUCUCCAGGACUUGGUUCCUACUUGUCAACAUACAGAUUCAUCGGGUUACAAACUCUCCAAGGCUACUGUACUUCAAAAGUCCAUCGAUUACAUACAGUUCUUGUUGCAACAGAAGAAGAAGCAAGAGGAAGAACGUAAUGCGUUGAGGAAAGAAGUCGUCGCUUUGAGAAUCAUGCAAGCGAAUUAUGAGCAAAUUGUGAAAGCUCAUCAGACUCAGCCAGGUCAAGCAGAGAUGCGUGUGUCCGAUGAAACCAAGUUCCAAGUGUUCCAGGCAAUCAUGGAUCGUUUGUUUCAAACGUUUAACAACAUUUCUGUAGCGAAUUUCGCUGAAUUGUCAGCGUGCGUUUUUAGUUGGUUAGAAGAGCAUUGUAAACCUCAGACUUUACGUGAGGUCGUACUGUCGGUACUCCAACAGCUUAAUAGCCAAAUCAGCUAGUCGUAUACACGAUUAAACAAUUUGUGAUUGCACAAUACAACGAUAACGUUAUGACAAUGUUUUGAGGGUACUUAGACCAACCAUCUAGCAGAGUUACCAGGGAGGACGGGGCGUACGCGUGUUAUAAGCGUGACGGGUAGCAUAAUGAUUGUAGAAGAAAAUACAAAUAGAAAUUUAUUUUAUAUACUAUUAUUAUAACGAAUGUAGAUAUGGCCAUGUAAUGUGGCGUAUCGAUUGUUGUCCAGAUAUUUUUACCAGAGAUUUUUUAUUAAAUAAAGUUCGCUGUAUAUAUGCAAUA
Molecule: messenger RNA, 1366 nt
Organism: Ceratina calcarata
Lineage: Eukaryota; Metazoa; Arthropoda; Insecta; Hymenoptera; Apidae
Gene: bigmax
Product: helix-loop-helix-leucine zipper transcription factor bigmax
Exons: 5
Coding region: 331-1068 (245 amino acids)
Biological process (GO): regulation of transcription by RNA polymerase II
Cellular component (GO): nucleus
Molecular function (GO): protein dimerization activity; DNA-binding transcription factor activity, RNA polymerase II-specific; RNA polymerase II cis-regulatory region sequence-specific DNA binding
Source: RefSeq, a predicted model, not a curated record